AUGUUGGGCUCUUCGUACCACUUGCAGGCUUCACGGCCUCGACAACCACCCGCCCCGCUGAAUUUCGACGUCUCGUCCUUCCAACCCUCCUCGAUUUUAAGUACUCACCAAGAUGCCCAAACCCUCCUUUACGACCUUCCUUCUGCUGCAUCUAUGUCGCCCCCAACUAGUCCAAAAUUAAACAAUCGCAUCAUUUCCCCAACAUCCCCUUCAUUUCCCGGGCGCUCACGAGCGACCAGGAACGGAAGGCCCACACCUCCCCCAAGUGGGCGUCAUCGAUCAAGCACCCCUCUGGGCGUCGCACCAAGCGAACUUGAGAAGUUCGCAGAGCACUGUCGUGCUUGGUACUACCGUCAAGAUGACGACUCUGGCCGCUUGAUGACCCAAACUCUGGCCACCCUUCCGCCUUCUCAGAGAGCCCCCUUUUCACGAGUUCAAGCUUCGAUAAGAUCUGCAUAUCAUCGUUCUGUAAACGCUCGUCGACAUGCGGAAUUUCAAGCGCACCUAAGUGCAACUCAACCUGGCGGCUCAUUGAUGCCUCAUUCAAGGUCCAAUCCACGAGGAACCCUCGCACAGAAAGAACGGCACGAACGCGUGGAUCGAUUUAUUAGAAAUUGGUGUACCGUAGGUAUGCCCGGUACUCAACCGUUCUUUGAAGCGUUAUGGGCAGUGAUGCGAUUGCAGGUAAUUCCUGAAGACUUGGGUGGCACAGGAAGGAAUCGAUUAGAUUGGGAGUUUGAUGACGCUGUUUUCAAAGAAGCUGCAGGGAAAGACUUUAUGUUGGAAGCCAUUGACGUUCUGAAAGGAGUACUUGCCUUCGAGGAGACACCGUCGAUCAAGAUCCAAUCACCAACAUCUGGGCACAGGAGGGAUGCAAGCGUAUCAACCGUCCAUUCUCGCUCCCGCUCGCAGCCUUUACCAUCCCACCAGAAACUCUUAGCAGGCACUUCAGUGGUUCAACCAAAGCGCGCCAGAGCACCUAGUGACCCAUUUUUAGACUCCCCUACCCCAGCCCUGUCCCGUUCCGUCGCCUCUGCGUCGUCCCAUUUGUCCGGGAAUAUCGCUUCGUCCGGCGAUGGAGAAGAGCCAUCCAGUCCCGUUGAUAGGGACCGUUCGACGACCCCACUUAUGGGCGAUUCUAUGUUUGAAGAUGGUGACGAUGAAGGGGAGUACAUGCGCAUCUGGACUUCACCAGAUUUGUCAAACCCUGAGCUCAUCCAACUUCUCAAACUGUUCCCCGCUUUCGUAUCGAGACGACCUCUUCCUCGCUUUCCGACCGCUUCCAGCCGCCAUCCAGACAUUGAAGAAGGGGAUGAUGAAGGCACGGAGGGCAAGCAUAUCCGAUUCGGAACAGGGUCGAUGUGCAUCUCCUCCAAACAACGAAGUGAUGGCUGGGAGGGCAGCUGGUGGACCCGAGUCAUUCUGUGGUGGAGGAGAAUUUUUUGUUAG
Laccaria bicolor S238N-H82 is the source of this 1449-nucleotide messenger RNA. RefSeq lists its product as uncharacterized. The record is from RefSeq and is a predicted model, not a curated record. Lineage: Eukaryota; Fungi; Basidiomycota; Agaricomycetes; Agaricales; Hydnangiaceae. The transcript has 6 exons. The coding region runs from base 1 to 1449 and encodes 482 amino acids.